Molecule: messenger RNA, 3351 nt
Organism: Jaculus jaculus (lesser Egyptian jerboa)
Lineage: Eukaryota; Metazoa; Chordata; Mammalia; Rodentia; Dipodidae
Gene: Gfra2
Product: GDNF family receptor alpha 2
Exons: 9
Coding region: 767-2161 (464 amino acids)
Biological process (GO): nervous system development
Cellular component (GO): signaling receptor complex; external side of plasma membrane
Molecular function (GO): signaling receptor activity
Source: RefSeq, a predicted model, not a curated record
AGACGAAAGGCACUCGCAGGCUGAGACACACGGGCGCUGGAAUUCCACUAGGGGAAAACGAAAAAAAAAAAAAAAAAAAAAGAGAAAAAGAAAAAGAAAAAGUGAACCGAGCCAGGGUGAGCGGGAGAAUAUAUAUUUAUAUAUAUUUUUGAAUUUUCUCUUCGUUUUGGUGCCAAAGAAGCGACUCUGGUUUCCUGUCCUCGAAGCUCCGACUGGAUUGCUCCUGGGCGCUCACGCCCGUCGGUGGAUUGCAUUCCUAUUUCGCAUUUAUUCCGACCCCCCCCCCACUCUACUCCUCCUUUCCUGGCCGCUUCCUUCCAGCCCUUCACUCGCCCGUCGCCGCGCCCCCUCCUCCCCAAUCCCCUCCUGGGAAGCGCUGGGGAAUUGGACCCGCGGGGACUCGCGCCUUCCCGGAAGAGCCGAGGGCAGGGCUGACCUCGGCACCGGGCUGUUGGCUUAUAAGGCAGCCAGACUUAAAGCUACGUGGGUCUGAUUUCAGUGGGCCGAGGUGGUGGUUGGGGGUGUCGUCUAGAGGCAGCCCACCGCCCGCCUCCCACCCCACCCCACCCCCUCCAGCCAGCAGCGACGAUCCGAGGACUCGGGAGCUUCACCGGGAGGACGAGCGUGAUCUCCCGCAUUGGAUUUGGGGUUCCUUACCAUUGCUUGGCUGCUAUUCUUGUUUUAUUUCCUUCUUUUUAACCCAAGGGAGAAACAAGCAAGCAAGCAAACAAACAAACAUACAAAAUAACUGUGGGAUUUAUUUAACAUGAUCUUGGCAAACGCCUUCUGCCUCUUCUUCUUUUUAGACGAGACCCUCCGCUCUUUGGCCAGCCCUUCCUCCCCGCAGGGCCCCGAGCUCCACGGCUGGCGCCCCCCAGUGGACUGUGUCCGGGCCAAUGAGCUGUGCGCGGCCGAAUCCAACUGCAGCUCUCGCUACCGCACGCUCCGGCAGUGCCUGGCGGGCCGCGACCGCAACACCAUGCUGGCCAACAAGGAGUGCCAGGCGGCCCUGGAGGUCCUGCAGGAGAGCCCGCUGUAUGACUGCCGCUGCAAGCGGGGCAUGAAGAAGGAGCUGCAGUGCCUGCAGAUCUACUGGAGCAUCCACCUGGGCCUGACGGAGGGUGAGGAGUUCUACGAAGCCUCACCCUACGAGCCAGUGACCUCGCGCCUCUCCGACAUCUUCAGGCUCGCUUCAAUCUUCUCAGGGAUGGGGGCAGACCCGAUGGUCAGUGCCAAGAGCAACCACUGCCUGGACGCUGCCAAGGCCUGCAACCUGAACGACAACUGCAAGAAGCUUCGCUCCUCCUACAUCUCCAUCUGCAACCGCGAGAUCUCCCCCACCGAGCGCUGCAACCGCCGAAAGUGCCACAAGGCCCUUCGCCAGUUCUUCGACCGCGUGCCCAGCGAGUACACCUACCGCAUGCUCUUCUGCUCCUGCCAGGACCAGGCAUGCGCGGAGCGCCGCCGGCAGACCAUCCUGCCCAGCUGCUCCUACGAGGACAAGGAGAAGCCCAACUGCCUGGACCUGCGCACCCUGUGCCGGACCGACCACCUGUGCCGAUCCCGGCUGGCAGACUUCCAUGCCAACUGUCGAGCCUCCUACCGGACACUCACCAGCUGCCCUGCCGACAAUUACCAGGCGUGUCUGGGCUCCUACGCAGGCAUGAUUGGGUUUGACAUGACGCCCAACUACGUGGACUCCAGCCCCACCGGCAUUGUGGUGUCUCCCUGGUGCAGUUGUCGUGGUAGUGGGAACAUGGAGGAGGAGUGUGAGAAGUUCCUCAGGGACUUCACCGAGAACCCGUGCCUCCGGAAUGCCAUUCAGGCCUUUGGCAAUGGAACAGAUGUGAACGUGUCUCCCAAAGGCCCCAUAUUCCAGGCCACCCAAGUCCCUCGGGUGGAGAAGACUCCUUCUUUGCCAGAUGAUCUCAGCGAUAGCACCAGCCUGGGGACCAGUGUCAUCACCACCUGCACAUCUGUCCAGGAGCAAGGGUUGAAGGUCAACAACUCUAAAGAGUUAAGCUUGUGCUUCACAGAGCUCACGACAAACAUCAGCCCAGGGAGCAAAAAGGUAUUCAAACCUAACUCAGGCCCCAGCAGAGCCAGACCAUCGGCUGCCUUGACCGCGCUCCUCCUCCUGAUGCUGGCUUUGGCCUUGUAGGCCCUGGGAACCCAACACCAGAAAUCUACAGAUGAGAACUCCGCCUGACAAAAUGGAAACGCCCACAUCCCCCCCAACACCCCUUCCAAAAAAAAAUGUUGUUCCCACCUUGUCUCUGAACCUGUCUCCUCCCAGGUUUCUUCUCUGGAGAAGUUUUUCUAAACCAAACAGACAAGCAGAUGGGCAGCCUGAAGCCCCAGAGGUCCCCUCGUAAGGGACACCUAGUGCUAAGAAGGACGUAAUGCUCCAGAAACGCUCUUCACUUUCUCCACGUGUUUCCCGCUCUGCGCCCUUUUGAAGCAAGAGACCAAGAAGAGACACGGACUGGGGCCAGGACGAUUGCAGCAGCCUCCGGAGCUGCCCUCUUUGGGAGCCUGCCUGGGGGCUAGCAGAGGGCAUCAGUUAAGGGAGAAAGCAGGGUUGCCCUGGUGGUCCAGCAGGACCCCGUUAGCUCCUCCUCCUAACCUCAAAGAUGGAGGUAGUUUGGCUUUUCUCUUUGCCCGUAGGUGGCAGAUGGGCCUGCGCCUGGCUUGGGAAUCCCCGUGGCUGCGCUGGGCCCCUGUGACUGAAGCACCGAAGGGCUUGCGGUUCCUAGUGGGAAGCUCCUAGAGAGGCAGGAGGAGGCCUAGGUUAGUCACCAGCUCCAAGACGGGCUUUCCUCCCUGCUGCCAGGAAUUUUGAAGUCAAAGAGAAAUGAUGUGCUUUUUUUUCCUUGUGGGUCCAUUUGGCGGGUCUCCCUUGGGAAGAGGGGCCACUGAGUGGGGCAGAGGAGACCUCAGCUGGACGUGUGUCCACAACAUGCUGGUGGUCUCCUGGUUUGCCCCUUCUCUCUUUUCCCUCUCAUUUCUACUUCCUCUUUUCCUCAUUUCUGAGACAUAUGUCCACUGUCUGUACAUAAGGCGCCUCCUUUCUCAACGUAUGUGUAUAUACACCUCCAUAUACAUAUAUCCUGUGGUUUCCUCUUUCUUUCCUUUUUUUAAGAAACGAAACUAUGGAAAUAAUACCCUACAGAUGAGCGAAAAAUGUAUUAUUGUAAAGUUUAUUUUUUUUAAUAAUGUUGUCUAUAAUGGGAAGAAAGGCCUAGGGCCCCCUGAGCUCUGGUCCAUUUGAGCUGAUGGGGCUGUGGCCAGGGACUCCCGAUCCCAUUCACGCUUAACCAAGCUCCAAUAAACGUACUAGGAAGCGAGUCA